GGAUACACGGUGCACAUGACCCUCAAUCCUGAAGCCAGUGAUGUUCAAGAUACUUCCUCUCAUGUUGAUGCGGACAGCACAGAACAUGCCUUUCCCGCGCAAGGUAAAUCAACGAAUGCCGAGAAGGAUUUCAUCAACGCCAAGAUCUUCUAUCCCAAGAAGAUUCACUCCUUCGUUGAGAACUUCUUGAGUGCGGAGCCUAUGAAUGCUGAGAUCUUUGUUAGGAUAACAGUGAAGGAACUCUUCCUACGUUGUGGAUUGGAAGGACAAUCUUUACUCGAGCCACUAGUGCAUCUCAGGGCCCAUCACCUGUUCCUUCCGUUGCCGCUGCUCCUUCUGACCAUGGCCACCCAGAGCACGAAGCCCAAGGGGAUCUGGGAGAUGACCAAGGUGGAGCUUUUGGAGCGUGCGCGCAGCCUGGGGUGCCUGGUGCACCCGACGUGGACGGUGGGAGAAAUCAGACAGGUGGUGUCGGAGAAGCAGCGCCAGUUGACGGGCGAAGACUCAGUCCCCAAGGGUCUCUCGAGUAUGACGCUGGCCCAGCUCAAGACGACGUGUGCGGAGCUACAAGUCGCCAUGCCCUCGAAUCCUACCAAGGGCCAGCUGCUUCGAUUGAUCAGGGACCACACUCAGGCCCCAGGGAACACAGUCGUCCCUUUCGGACGACAUCGGGGGAGGCUCUUCUCGGAAGUACCGGAGUCAUAUCUUCGUUGGACGAUAGAGGAAACCCGGCGCAACGGGGACAAUGCCUCGCCCGACUUGAUCCGCCUCUCGAACUAUGCGAAGUCCCGCCUGGAGCCGCAGGAGAAGGAGAUGCCCUACGAUCCGGAGUUCAACGCCAAGGUCCCGUAUGUGGCGUCCGAGGGCGAGGAGAUCUCCAGUCUAGGAAGCUGGUCGAUGGCGAUGUCACCAGAGGGGAUCACGAAGGGGAAAGGCUACUCAUCCCCGAACAAGGAUCUGCCCUUGGCGCCGAAGUCCAUGGCCAAGCGGAGGAGUUCCGUGGAACGCCAGGAGAAGAGCAGGAUGGAUCAAGACGUCCCAGACGAUGUGAAGGAGGAGCUGGAGUCACUUACGAAUCGCCUGGCAGUUCUCAAAGAUCGGCAUGGUCUCUAG
This is a messenger RNA of Symbiodinium necroappetens, 1113 nucleotides long. The record is from the annotation of a GenBank genome assembly. NCBI's taxonomy places the organism in Eukaryota, Dinophyceae, Suessiales, Symbiodiniaceae.